GUUCUCCGGCAUUGACUCGCCUGAGAAUCAGAAAGCUUAGAUCGGUGAGCUUUUAGCUCCAUUUUCUGUUUAUUUACAUAUUAUUUCCUUUUUUUCUCUCUCCCUUUUUUAUCUGGAAUUUGUUCUGCUAAAUUUUCCAGCUGUUACAUUUUCCGAUCACGAGAAGAAUCACUGGGUUUUUAUGUUAAUCAAUACAUGUUCCUGUUUUCUGAUCAUAAAUCUCAGCUAUUAACACCUGAUUUUGAUUCUGCGUAAUAAAAACCUCUGAUUUGCUUUUAUCUUCACUUUCCCCAUAAACAUUGCUUACUUUAUUCGCUCUUCUUUUACCGUUUCCAGCUAAAAAAUUCUUCGCUAUUCAAUGUGUUUCUCGUUUUGUUGAUGAGAAAAAUAUCUGACAAAAAAUCAUUUAUUGCAUUUUAUGGUGCAGAUUCUUAGUUAAUGUCGCCUUCUCUAACCAAGUCAGAUUAAAAAGGAGUGUUCGUCCAUGUUGCUUUGUUUUGGUGUUUGGAGAGAGUUUUCGGAGAGUUAGGUGAGUGUUAUUUGGGGUGAGGUAGUGAUAAGGUUUGAAGGGGGAGUGAUUCAUCAAGUGUGUUAUGAAUUCGAGGGCUGAUCCGGGGGAUAGAUAUUUUCGAGUUCCUUUGGAGAAUCAAACUCAACAAGAGUUCAUGGGUUCUUGGAUUCCAUUUACACCCAAAAAACCUAGAUCAAGUCUGAUGGUAGAUGAGAGAGUGAUAAACCAGGAUCUAAAUGGGUUUCCAGGUGGUGAAUUUGUAGACAGGGGAUUCUGCAACACUGGUGUGGAUCAUAAUGGGGUUUUUGAUCAUGGUGCUCAUCAGGGCGUUACCAACUUAAGUAUGAUGAUCAAUAGCUUAGCGGGAUCACAUGCACAAGCUUGGAGUAAUAGUGAGAGAGAUCUUUUGGGCAGGAGUGAGGUGACUUCUCCUUUAGCACCAGUUAUCAGAAACACCACCGGUAAUGUAGAGCCGGUCAAUGGAAAUUUUACUUCAGAUGUGGGUAUGGUAAAUGGUCCUUUCACCCAGAGUGGCACUUCUCAAGCUGGCUAUAAUGAGUUUGAAUUGGAUGACUUGUUGAAUCCUGAUCAGAUGCCCUUCUCCUUCACAAGCUUGCUGAGUGGUGGGGAUAGCUUAUUCAAGGUUCGUCAAUGUGAGUGAUCAAAUCUAUUUUCAGUUUUUUUUUUUCCCUUUCUUCCGUUCUUGCAGUACUUAGAGUAGAACAUGAAUUAGAAUAUCUUAAGAAAGUCAUGGUUUUGAACAGAUGGACCUCCAGCGUGUAACAAGCCUCUUUACAAUUUGAAUUCACCAAUUAGAAGAGAAGCAGUUGGGUCAGUCUGUGAAAGUUCGUUUCAAUAUGUACCGUCAACGCCCAGUCUGUUCAGAACAGGUGAAAAGACUGGAUUCCUUGAACAGAUAGUUACAACUACUGGACAUGAAAUCCCAGAGCCGAAAUCUGACAAAAGUAUGCAGAGCAUUAUGGACUCGUCUGCUGUUAAUGCGACGGAAGCUACUGAACAAAAUGAUGGCAGCAGACAAGAUGUUCUGGAGUUCGACCUUAACAAAACUCCUCAGCAGAAACCCUCCAAAAGGAAAAGGAAGUUCAUGCCCAAGGUGGUCGUGGAAGGCAAACCUAAAAGAAAGCCACGCAAACCUGCAGAACUUCCCAAAGUGGUCGUGGAAGGCAAACCUAAAAGGAAGCCACGCAAAGCUGCAACUCAGGAAAAAGUGAAAUCUAAAGAAACCGGGAGUGCCAAAAAGAAAAAUUUGAAAGAAUCAGCAACUAAAAAGCCAGCCAAUGUUGGAGAUAUGAGCAACAAAAGCCCUGAAGUCACACUCAAAAGUUGCAGAAAAGCUUUGAAUUUUGACUUGGAGAAUCCUGGAGAUGCGAGGCAAGGUGACUCUGAGUCUGAAAUUGUCCAGAACAGUAGUGGCGCAAACUCGUUUUCUGAGAUCAGAGAUGCCAUUGGUGGAACUAAUGGUAGUUUCCUGGAUUCAGUGUCACAAAUAGACAAGACCAAUGGAUUGGGGGCUAUGAACCAGCCACUUGAAGUGUCAAUGGGAAACCAGCCAGAUAAACUAUCUACAGGAGCGAAACUGGCCAGAGACCAACAACCUGAUUUAUUGACUAGAAACCAGCAAUGCCAGUUCCCAGUGGCAACCCAGAACACCCAGUUCCCAAUGGAAAACCAACAAGCUUGGCUUCAGAUGAAAAACCAACUUAUUGGCUUUCCAUUUGGUAACCAGCAACCUCGCAUGACCAUAAGAAACCAGCAGCCUUGCUUGGCCAUGGGUAAUCAACAACCUAUGUAUCUGAUAGGAACUCCACGGCCUGCAUUAGUAAGUGGAAACCAGCAACUAGGAGGUCCCCAAGGAAACAAGCGGCCUAUAUUUUUGAAUCACCAGACUUGUUUACCUGCUGGAAAUCAGCUAUAUGGAUCACCUACAGACAUGCAUCAACUUGUUAUGUCAACCGGAGGGCAACAACAUGGACUACUGAUAAAAAACCAGCAACCUGGAUCAUUAAUAAGAGGCCAGCAGCCUUGCGUACCUUUGAUUGACCAGCAACCUGCAACUCCAAAAGGUUUUACUCACUUGAAUCAGAUGGUAGCUACCAGCAUGUCAUCGCCUGGGCUUCGACCUCAUUCUCAGUCACAAGUUCCUACAACAUAUCUACAUGUGGAAUCUGUUUCCAGGAUUUUGAAUGGGACUACAGGUACAUGCCAGAGAAGCAGGGCUCCUGCAUACGAUUCUUUACAGCAAGAUAUCCAUCAAGGAAAUAAGUACAUACUUUCUCAUGAGAUAUCCAAUGGUAAUGGGUGCAAGAAAGCGUUACCUCAAAACUCUUCUCUGCCAACUCCAAUUAUGGCUAAACUUGAGGAAGCCAGGGGCUCGAAGAGACAGUAUCAUCGUGCAAUGGGACAGACGGAAAAGCAUGAUCUAAACUUAGCUCAACAGAUUGCUCAAUCACAAGAUGUGGAGAGACAUAACAGCAGCACGUGUGUGGAAUAUUUAGAUGCUGCAAAGAAAACGAAAAUCCAGAAAGUAGUCCAAGAAAAUUUGCAUGGCAUGCCACCUGAGGUUAUAGAAAUCGAGGAUGAUCCAACUGAUGGGGCAAGAAAAGGUAAAAAUACUGCCAGCAUCAGUAAAGGUGCAUCUAAAGGAAACUCGUCUCCAGUUAAAAAGACAGCAGAAAAGGAGAAAUGUAUUGUCCCAAAAACGCCUGCAAAAAAGGGUCGAGCAGGUAGAAAAAAAUCAGUACCUCCGCCUGCUCAUGCCUCAGAGAUCCAGCUUUGGCAACCUACUCCUCCAAAGACACCUUUAUCAAGAAGCAAGCCUAAAGGAAAAGGGAGAAAGUCCAUACAAGAUUCAGGAAAAGCAAGAGGUCCAUCAGGAGAACUUCUGUGUCAGGAUUCUAUUGCGGAAAUAAUUUACAGGAUGCAAAAUCUGUAUCUAGGAGACAAAGAAAGAGAACAAGAGCAAAAUGCAAUGGUCUUGUACAAAGGAGAUGGUGCACUUGUUCCCUAUGAGAGCAAGAAGCGAAAACCAAGACCCAAAGUUGACAUUGACGAUGAAACAACUCGCAUAUGGAACUUACUGAUGGGGAAAGGAGAUGAAAAAGAAGGGGAUGAAGAGAAGGAUAAAAAGAAAGAGAAGUGGUGGGAAGAAGAAAGAAGAGUCUUCCGAGGAAGGGCUGAUUCCUUCAUCGCUCGCAUGCACCUGGUACAAGGAGAUAGACGUUUUUCGCCAUGGAAGGGAUCGGUGGUUGAUUCGGUCAUUGGAGUUUUCCUUACACAGAAUGUCUCGGAUCACCUUUCAAGCUCUGCGUUCAUGUCUCUAGCUGCUCGAUUCCCUCCAAAAUUAAGCAGCAGCCGAGAAGAUGAAAGGAAUGUUAGAAGCGUAGUUGUUGAAGAUCCAGAAGGAUGCAUUCUGAACUUAAAUGAAAUUCCUUCGUGGCAGGAAAAGGUUCAACAUCCAUCUGACAUGGAAGUUUCUGGGGUUGAUAGUGGAUCAAAAGAGCAGCUAAGGGACUGUUCAAACUCUGGAAUUGAAAGAUUUAAUUUCUUAGAGAAGAGUAUUCAAAAUUUAGAAGAGGAAGUAUUAUCAUCACAAGAUUCUUUUGAUCCGGCGAUAUUUCAGUCGUGUGGGAGAGUUGGAUCCUGUUCAUGUUCCAAAUCAGACGCAGAGUUUCCUACAACCAGGUGUGAAACAAAAACUGUCAGUGGAACAUCACAAUCAGUGCAAACUGGGAGCCCAAACUUGUCUGAUGAAAUUUGUCUUCAAGGGAAUGAGAGACCGCAUCUAUAUGAAGGAUCUGGUGAUGUUCAGAAACAAGAAACUACAAAUGUCGCUCAGAAGAAACCUGAUCUUGAAAAAACAAUGAAUUGGAAAGACUCUGUCUGUUUUGGUCAGCCAAGAAAUGAUACUAAUUGGCAAACAACUCCUUCCAGCAGCUAUGAGCAGUGUGCGACUCGACAGCCACAUGUACUAGACAUAGAGGAUUUUGGAAUGCAAGGUGAAGGCCUUGGUUAUUCUUGGAUGUCCAUCUCACCAAGAGUUGACAGAGUAAAGAACAAAAAUGUACCACGCAGGUUUUUCAGACAAGGUGGAAGUGUUCCAAGAGAAUUCACAGGUCAGAUCAUACCAUCAACGCCUCAUGAAUUACCAGGAAUGGGAUUGUCCGGUUCCUCAAGCGCCGUCCAAGAACACCAGGACGAUACCCAACAUAAUCAACAAGAUGAGAUGAAUAAAGCAUCCCAUUUACAAAAAACAUUUUUGGAUCUGCUCAACUCCUCUGAAGAAUGCCUUACAAGACAGUCCAGUACCAAACAGAACAUCACGGAUGGCUGUCUACCGAGAGAUAGAACUGCUGAAGACGUGGUUGAUCCGCUCAGUAACAAUUCAAGCUUACAGAACAUAUUGGUCGAAUCAAAUUCCAGCAAUAAAGAGCAGACGGCAGUUGAAUACAAGGAGACAAAUGCCACUAUUUUACGAGAGAUGAAAGGGACGCUUGCUGAUGGGAAAAAGCCUACAAGCCAGUGGGAUAGUCUCAGAAAAGAUGUGGAGGGGAAUGAAGGGAGACAGGAACGAAACAAAAACAAUAUGGAUUCCAUAGACUAUGAAGCAAUAAGACGUGCUAGUAUCAGCGAGAUUUCUGAGGCUAUCAAGGAAAGAGGGAUGAAUAACAUGUUGGCCGUACGAAUUAAGGAUUUCCUAGAACGGAUAGUUAAAGAUCAUGGUGGUAUCGACCUUGAAUGGUUGAGAGAAUCUCCUCCUGAUAAAGCCAAGGACUAUCUCUUGAGCAUAAGAGGUCUGGGUUUGAAAAGUGUUGAAUGCGUGCGACUCUUAACACUCCACAAUCUUGCUUUCCCUGUUGACACGAAUGUUGGAAGGAUAGCAGUUAGGAUGGGAUGGGUGCCUCUACAACCCCUACCUGAAUCACUUCAGUUACACCUCCUGGAGCUAUACCCAGUGCUCGAGUCCAUCCAAAAAUUUCUUUGGCCAAGACUUUGCAAACUCGAUCAACGAACACUGUAUGAAUUACACUACCAACUGAUUACGUUUGGAAAGGUAUUUUGCACAAAGAGUAGACCAAAUUGUAAUGCAUGUCCAAUGAGAGGAGAGUGCAGACACUUUGCCAGUGCUUAUGCUAGUGCAAGACUUGCUUUACCGGCACCAGAGGAGAGGAGCUUAACAAGUGCAACUAUUCCGGUCCCUCCCGAGUCCUAUCCUCCUGUAGCCAUCCCGAUGAUAGAACUACCUCUUCCGUUGGAGAAAUCCCUAGCAAGUGGAGCACCAUCGAAUAGAGAAAACUGUGAACCAAUAAUUGAAGAGCCGGCCUCGCCCGGGCAAGAGUGCACUGAAAUAACCGAGAGUGAUAUUGAAGAUGCUUACUACAAUGAGGACCCUGACGAGAUCCCAACAAUAAAACUCAACAUUGAACAGUUUGGAAUGACUCUACGGGAACACAUGGAAAGAAACAUGGAGCUCCAAGAAGGUGACAUGUCCAAGGCUUUGGUUGCUUUGCAUCCAACAACUACUUCUAUUCCAACUCCCAAACUAAAGAACAUUAGCCGUCUCAGGACAGAGCACCAAGUGUACGAGCUCCCAGAUUCACAUCGUCUCCUUGAUGGUAUGGAUAAAAGAGAACCAGAUGAUCCAAGUCCUUAUCUCUUAGCUAUAUGGACACCAGGUGAAACAGCGAAUUCGGCACAACCGCCUGAACAGAAGUGUGGAGGGAAAGCGUCUGGCAAAAUGUGCUUUGACGAGACUUGUUCUGAGUGUAACAGUCUGAGGGAAGCAAACUCACAGACAGUUCGAGGAACUCUUCUGAUACCUUGUCGGACUGCCAUGAGAGGAAGUUUUCCGCUCAACGGGACAUAUUUCCAAGUCAACGAGUUAUUUGCAGACCACGAGUCCAGUCUCAAACCCAUCGAUGUUCCUAGAGAUUGGAUAUGGGAUCUCCCAAGAAGGACUGUUUACUUCGGAACAUCAGUAACAUCAAUAUUCAGAGGUCUUUCAACGGAGCAGAUACAGUUCUGCUUUUGGAAAGGAUUCGUAUGUGUCCGUGGAUUCGAACAGAAGACAAGAGCACCGCGUCCAUUAAUGGCAAGGUUGCAUUUUCCUGCGAGCAAAUUGAAGAACAACAAAACCUAAAGAUGACUGGAAGAAAGCAAACGCAUUGCUUCUCUGCUCUCCUCUAUUUAAAGCCAGGAAAAGUCCCAUUUAGACAUAAUAACAGGAAUCCAAAUAGGCUAUUUUCUCUUUCUUUCUUAUUUCAUUCAUAGAGCAGAAGCGACACAAAAAAGUUUUUUGGGUUAUUUAUUUUCUCUCUAACAAAUUUGUAGCGUUUUGGGUCUUUUUCUGGCUGUCACUAGCGUGGCAAAUCCAAUGUCUGCGCACACUUAGGCGCAUUGUCAAUAAAAUUUCUCCGGCCACCGGAGUGUUUAGC
Arabidopsis thaliana (thale cress) is the source of this 6963-nucleotide messenger RNA. It is a transcript of the gene DME, whose product is annotated as HhH-GPD base excision DNA repair family protein. Gene Ontology annotation, biological process: chromosomal 5-methylcytosine DNA demethylation pathway; base-excision repair; DNA repair. NCBI's taxonomy places the organism in Eukaryota, Viridiplantae, Streptophyta, Magnoliopsida, Brassicales, Brassicaceae. The record is from RefSeq and is marked reviewed. Gene Ontology annotation, molecular function: DNA N-glycosylase activity; catalytic activity; DNA demethylase activity. The coding region runs from base 1479 to 6668 and encodes 1729 amino acids. The transcript has 18 exons. Gene Ontology annotation, cellular component: nucleus.